AUGGAGUGCAAGUGGCGCCCCCAACAACGUUCAGGAGCUCAAAGGAGGCAAGCAUCUACUACAGGAACGCUUGCACAGUCCCUUGAGCAAAGUUUGUCGCCGACGGAUACGUCACCAGGAACAUCUGUGUUCCAAUCAGGUCAUGCAGUAGACGAAGUGUUUGAUUAUGCAAGUUUCAUGUGGGAUUAUGGAGACUUUUGGCAACAAGCUUCACCUGAAAUGCACCAGAACCAGGGGCUGGAAACACCCAUGCCGGCUACUCAAUCACAGGUUGCAUUUCCGGACAGAACGACAUUUGUAACACCGUUACAGGCGCCUUCAAUAACACACAGCAAUGAUAGUCGGGCGACUGAUACUAGAGAUGGAAGCGAGAGGUUGAUGGAGUUCUUUGCCAGCUCAGUCAACCCUCCUAUUAUUGCCGAGGUCGAGACUCAGAAGAAAUGGAUUUCCAUGCGACAAAUCGUCAUCGGGAUGGCCAACGUCUCCCCCAUGGCCCGACACGCAAUUUUGGCUUUUUCGAAUCUAUUACUUUCCAGGAAAGACGGCAACUGGACUAUGAGCGACGAUGAUCAUUACCAGCGUGGCGUUGCCGAAGUUGCAAGCCAUGAUGGCACGCCUAUGUCUGAACACAGCCGUGAACGCGAGCAUCUCCUCGCAGCCUUAUUCUUUCUCAGCUAUAUCGAUAUACUGGAGAGUCGUCUCGAGGCCGCUCAUUCGAACCUAAAGCGUGCCUACACUCUUUUCCAGGCGAGUAACAAGCACGGCUUGACGCAAGUGGAGAAGCAAUUGCUUCUUUGGAUACGGCUCCUCGAUGGACGGGCAGUAUCUGCAGGAGGCGAUGGUCUGUUUCUCACAAAAGAUGACGAGGUCCUUUUAGUGGAAGCAUCACCGGCAAGUUUCGAUGGGGAACCCGACGACAUGUCAAAGAACGACCCUGCGGAAGAUAUCGAGGAUGUACUAUUCCAGGUUUUGUAUCAGCCUGGUGUUGUGUUUUACCAAAAAGUCCAGAGUUUUAUGGGAAGAAUCUCCAAGAUUGAUCCAUGGCAUCGAUCGCGCGGUACGGUUGAGGACGAAAUCGAGGUUAUGAACAUCGGCACUGUAAUAGCGGCCGAUUUACGCACUUUGUACGAACAUCGACCACCGCUGAUGGACUAUGCUGUAGCAGGCAAGUUGACGCAGCCUCACGUCUCGAAACACCUGGCAUUUGUCAUCACCAGAGCCUUCCGAACAUACCUUUCGAACUAUUAUGCCAGCAAAGUGCAUCUCCAUCGCGUUGCCUACAAGAGUCUGCCUCUAACGAAAGAGGCGUCUGAAGCUUUGGACCAAAUCCGGAAGCUCGCCCGGCAGAUUGUGGCAGACUUGGAUGUCGAUGAUACACUCCCCAUCAAUAUGCUAUGGCCUCUUCUGAUGUUGGGUGUAGAAGAGCAAGACGCUAGCGAAAAGGCAUGGAUUAAAACACAAAUUCUCAGAAUGGAGAAAGUUGCUGGCAACGCACGUAUCACGGCGCAAGUACUGGAGGAAGUCCAGGCCCGGCAAGACGCGGCCAAAGCACGCAUGGAUAUUCGGUCUGUGAUGCAUGAGGUAUUCAACUCAAGCUUUGCAAUCGUCUAA
Fusarium pseudograminearum CS3096 is the source of this 1611-nucleotide messenger RNA. RefSeq lists its product as uncharacterized. The coding region runs from base 1 to 1611 and encodes 536 amino acids. NCBI's taxonomy places the organism in Eukaryota, Fungi, Ascomycota, Sordariomycetes, Hypocreales, Nectriaceae. The transcript is spliced from 2 exons. Gene Ontology annotation, cellular component: nucleus. Gene Ontology annotation, molecular function: DNA-binding transcription factor activity; transcription cis-regulatory region binding. Gene Ontology annotation, biological process: positive regulation of transcription by RNA polymerase II. The record is from RefSeq and is a predicted model, not a curated record.